Drosophila bipectinata is the source of this 5709-nucleotide messenger RNA. RefSeq lists its product as uncharacterized. The record is from RefSeq and is a predicted model, not a curated record. NCBI's taxonomy places the organism in Eukaryota, Metazoa, Arthropoda, Insecta, Diptera, Drosophilidae. Gene Ontology annotation, cellular component: nucleus. Gene Ontology annotation, biological process: regulation of transcription by RNA polymerase II.
UGGCAUCGGCCACCCUGCCAACACACAUAAAUUACAUUUUGUUUUAAACAAUUGAAAAGCCAAAAUAAAAGUAAAAUACAACAACGACUUAGCGGCAUUUGUAAAACCAGCAUCUUUAGGACAAACAUUAUUGGCCGCCAUGUGUUAGCUGCCGGAACGCUGCCCCAUAACGCGUUCCAAUCGGUCUGGGAUUUUCGACCCAAAACAAGAAAAAUUCGCACGCCGUCGCAACGAAUUCGCAAUGCGCUACCGCUGAAAAUCGAGGUACCAUACAGCUUUUACGCCUUGGCCAAACUAACAAACUAAAUGCAAAGAAGUUAAAAACGCUUAAAGAAAAGCCACACAUAACUGGCAAUGGAGCUGAGCGGCGUAAACGUGGGCAAAAGGACGUUGGCCAGUUGAAAAGACCGCGUGCUUGUGGCGUAGCGUGCAAGGGAGGUUAUCGCGCAAGGACCACGAGAGCGAAGCGGCUCCUCGUUCGCUCGCUGAAAACGAAGCGGCUCCCCUCCUCGCCUCUCGCUCGCUAGCUCGCCGAAAACGAAGAAGAAAUCCUUCCGUGGGUGGUGGUGUUGGUGUGAAAAAAGUGCGUGCGGUGCGAUACGGUACGGUCUGUUUAUGGGCCAAUUGGAGCCGCAUCUUGGGAGUUAGCAGCUCCUCGAUUCCGUUCAACUCUCCUCUGUCCAUGUGGCAGGACCUUCCGUCUGGCGGGUGCAAAAUUAGACGAGGUUUUUUUCCCCUUCUUCCCCUGCCACUCUCUCCCAGCUGUCCCUUUAUCAUUUAACUGUCACAUUCCCACGGAUUGCUAGACAACUUAUGAUCCUGGCUGCUCAUUAGUCCUGUGAUGGCUAACAACAAUCACCCGCAUCCGGGCCAUCUCAGCCAGGCGGCGCAGAAUCCAUCAUGGAAUCCCCUGCAAAUUCCAUCGUAUAUACCGCGGCAGCCGCAGUUGGCGCACAUGUCAAAUGAACGGCCCGGCAUGGUGCGCUCACCGCUGGCCUGGCACAUGUCCGGGGCCAGCUCUGCCCCCGCCCAGCCGCCACAUCCUCAUCCGCAUCCACCCCCGCCACCCGAUGCCAUUUACAAUUUUAUGUCGGCCAAUCACAAAAACCUGGAUCACCAUCAUCAGAUGAAUCCAUUGCUGGCACCACCAUACACUGAAACAUUACCCUUCGACUCCAUGGACCUGUCGUUGCAAUCCGCCCGCAAUGCGGCCCAGCCGUUGGCCAAGCAGCAACAGCAGUCGCAGCCACAACAACAGCACCCGCAACACCAGACCCAGCAACAACAGCCGCAAUCGCUCAUUCAUGCCCCUAACUACACAUCAAUUCAAAAUCUCACGACCAAUGCCGCUCAGCAGCAGCAACAGCAACAAGGACACUUGGCUGCGAUGGCUGCUGCACAUGCCAGCUUACUGCAGUCCAGCAGCCAGAAUCCAGUGGUCUCUGCUCCUGGAAUCACAAAUGGAGCCGACUGUGAAUCGCUUCUGCCGCCUCCGCCACCCGCAUCCGUAUCCUCCGGCAACAGCAAUCAUGGCGGGAGCAACAACAGCAGCACCAGCAGUAACAACAACAUAACCAGCCCGCACUACAUGCCAACUCGCGACGAGAACUUCAAGCUGGCACAACUGAAGCGCAGCUUCGACCACGAACUGCAGGCGGGGAAGAGCAUGCCGAAAGACAAAGACUGCGGCUACCCGGGAGCAGGAUCCACCAAGCUACCUGCCCACAACGUGCAACAGCAACAUGGCAGCAGCAAGAAACGUGAGUUGAUGGUAAUAUUGCAACCAAAUCUUGAAUCUAAUGUGAGUCUUUUAACCCAAACAGCAUCGCCAUUACGCAACUUUCAUCAGCAGCAGCCGCAGCCGCCGUACAACUUGGCUGCCAAAUUCAAUGGCCCCCAGACACCACCCACUCCUCAGUCACCGCUGGGGUCUGCCCCACAUCAGAUGCAAUCACCCACCAUGGACUACAAUCAGCUGCAUUUGCAUCAUCCCCUGAACAGCGCGGGUGGAGGUCCGGUCCCAGGCGGGUACCAGCACCUGCAGCCGGAUCAAUCCCAGUCACAAUCACAGUCGCAGUCGCAUCCUCAACACUUGCACUAUCUCAACCAGCAACCGCCGUCUCUGCCACCCCACUUGACCAAUGCCCCGUUUCAAGGGCAACCGCAGGAUGUGGUCCAUCAGCAGCAACUGGGGGCCACAACACCGCUGCAACAGCAGACACAUCAUUCCCGCAAUGCGCAACUGACGAAUCUCGACGUGGCGGUGAAAGGCAAGCCGGAUUCAGAAGCUGAAGAGCAGCCUGUUAUUACGGAUCUCUCCUACCGGAACGCAGAUUCGGAGAAGCCGGCUCCGGAGGCCCCUGAAUCUCCCUACCUGACGACUUCGAACGAAGAGUCUCUGGAGUCCAAUAGCAAUAGCAGUAACAGUCGGAAGCGCCGCAAACGGAAAUCCAGUAUGGUGAUGAGGGUAACGCCAAAUGAAAAUGCCCCCGAAGGAGCCACCAGCAAGCAGCAGCUACAGCAACAGCAGCAGCUUAUUCAUGGCAACAGCUGUAGUCCCAAAAACGGAGGCACGGAGUUCCAGCCAUUUAGUUUACAGAAUGAGAAGGCGCCGCAGGAGAACGGAAGCAACGGAUCACCGGCACCAGUGGAGAACAGCAACAGCAACAGCUCAACGCCGUACAAUGACAACGAGAACCCCAAGACCAAGAAGCAGCGGCAGGCCCUGCUGCAGCGCAACCUCACCGAGCAGCAGCGUCAGACCCAUGAGGAUGAACCUCCUGGUGCUAAGAAGUCCACACCGCCGAGCAUGCCGCCACCCAGUCCGCAAAGUAAUAGCAGCAGUAGUAGUUCGAGUAGCUCCAGCGCCAACACCCAUAGCAGUCGGGCAAGCAGUGAUGUUCGUAGAGAUCAGAAGUCGGAGGUGAGUAACAAGGCCACCACCGAUACCCCAGCAUCGCCCGCCCUCGUGGAGCAGGGAAACAUCGAUGCAAGGCCGGCGGUCAGUGUUCACGAGUGCGACGAAGAAGAGGAGACGGCGACAAACAAGGCAUCCCCUCCAGCUGCACCUGCUGCCCUCCCUGCUGCCCCAACUCCGGUGACGGAAUCUCCCAAGAAGAUCGAAGCCGAGCCCUGCCCCUUUGGCGAGGUGGAGGAUAAGCUGGAGCAGAUGUUUGCCGGCAUUGAAGAGGAACCAGAUCGCACCUGCACGCCGGAGAAAUCCACUGUGGAAACGGGGGAAGCUGGAAAUCACGAUUUGAGCGCACAGCUGGCUCUGGACAGCGCCAAACCCGAAGAGGCGCCAGCGGAAAAAGUGGAAGCUGCGCCUGUUGCAACCCCAACACCUGAAAUACGUCCCAUGGCGACCAAGGCGGCAAUGAAGUCCACGAUGCCCAGUCCCGUGCACAGCCCCACGCCAGAAGCCCGCUCCACCUCAACUCCCCUAGCAGCAGUGGACGAAGGUAAAGCCAAAGAACCUGCUGCCCCCAAAACUGCGCCAACUCGCAGGCCACCUCCCCGCCGCCUCUCCAUGGGAAUGGAUGUCUCGCUGCUGCGGUUCAUGAUUGACGAGCCUCCCGCUAAGAAAGCGACGGGGCGGAAGAAAAAGGCGGCAGAGCCAGAGCCGCUGGAGGACGAGGAGAUUGACGACGACAAGCCCAGUACCUCGGCGGCAGCUGCGGCUGCCCUGGCAGCUCGGUUGGCUCCCAAGGGAAAAGCGGGCGCUGCAGCCAAGAAAAAGAAUGCAGGAAAGGGCAAAAAGGGAGGAGCGGCAGGCAAGGGCUCCGGAAACGCAAAGAAUGCCAAGCAUAAUGGAAAGAAGGCGGGACGAAAAAUGCAAAACAACACAACGGAUGAGGACAGCACCUCAGCGCCCACAAAUGGAGUGGCCUCCGCCCCAGACUUGAAGGGCAAGUCCCCGUUCAUUCUCAUCAAGGCAGACGGAAGUGUGACUAUCAAAAAUACGCACAACGCCGAGGACGUGAAUGAGAAGCAAACGAAGGCCAAGAAGGCGCCGCACGAGAGGAAGAACCUACGGGGCAUGCACAGUUCAACGCUGAGCAAUCGCUACGACGCGGACACCACGGACUCCACCUGGAUUUGUGUGUUCUGCAAACGCGGCCCCCACAAGCUGGGUCUGGGCGAUCUCUUUGGUCCGUAUCUGGUGACCAGCGACUGCGAAGAGUACCGAGCCGCUCUGCAGGCGCCGGGUGUUCAGGACAUCGAUGGCUUGUUCGUCAGUAAGCGACGGCGUGAGGAUAUGGUCAAGGUGCAAGAUCGAAAUCUACCCGUGGUGCCCGCCACCCUGGCCACUAUUAUGCAGGCCCCCAAAAUCAGCAUGCAUAAACGAAAACGAAAACAGACGCAUGAUAGUCAAGUGUCUUACAGCGACGAUCCCAACGAAUCGCAGUCGCAAUGCUCAUCGACGGACCCGCUGGACUGCAAUCAUGAGACCAAGUUCGUGGAGACGUUUCGCGGCAUGGGCAAGACCUCGGAGCACGGCUACGAGGUGUGGCUGCACGAGGACUGCGCCGUUUGGAGCAACGACAUCCACCUUAUUGGCGCCCACGUCAAUGGCCUGGAUGCGGCGGUGUGGGACAGCACACGGUAUCAGUGUGUGCUCUGCCAGCAGUCGGGGGCCAAUAUCUGCUGUUUCCAGCGUUGCUGCAAGGCACCCGCCCACGUACCCUGCGCCCGAUCAGCCAAUUGGAGUUUAAGCGAAGAGGACCGCAAGGUCCACUGUCAGUUACACAGCGGAGAGUCGGGUGUUGCCGAAUCCGUGAAAUUGGAGCCACUAGUUCCAGUCGUCUCGGUAGUGACACCCGCUCCUGCUCCAGCACCACCGCCCGCUUUCAAUGUUCAUUCGCUUCCCUGAGUACGAGUGCGCGUCCAGAAAUGCCGCCUGGUCGCCGAGCGUUGAGCGUUGAAGGCACACCAUCCCGAGUCGUACCAAUUCCCAACACAACCCGCAGUUCGCUGCAGAUAUUACUUAAGCUUUUGUACAUAAGUUACCGACUGCCGUUGCCGCCAGGAGGGCAUUUCGUAAUCCGUGAGGUGUUUUUUGUAUAAAUUCCGCUGUACAUUUUUAGGCUUUGACGCACCGCCCAGGCGAUAAUCACAGCAUCCUUAGUUGUUUAUAUUUAAGUUAAUCCUAAACCCUACUAAAUUAUUUUUCGGCUAGUACUACGCACUAUUCAUUAGUACCUUUUAGUUCUAACUACACCUAAGCUUAAAGACUCCUACUCCCAUCAAAACCGACGUUAUGCCCUGCAUCACAAAUGCCAAUUGUAUCGAUUUAGUUCAAUUUCAAUAUGUGUGUGUAUAAACGACGAAUACUCCAUGCCAUACCGAUAACUAGCGAGUAAUCCAGACCCGUACCCAGAUCGUAGCCAAGGGAGAUUCCAAUGCGUGUGUAUGCGAUGCGACGUUGCAGUAGAGUUACUUAUAAAUAGAAAAUGUUUGACACCAAGUAAGCGAUAACAUUCGAUGCCCAAUUCAAAAUGGAAAACGGAAUAUUGUACAACAAUAUAAGUAUAACUGAUAAACACAUAUGCGAUGAAAUAACAAUGAUAAUAGAGUGGUAAUGUAAACGUUAAAGCCAGCUAAAUUAAACCUUGUAUUGUAUUCGUAUUUGGUAAGAUCUGUACGUAUUGCUGAUAAUUUUAAACCCUAAAUUCGUAUAAACAAUAAAAACUUAAUCUCACAAGCAAC